AUUAUUUUUUUCUUUUUAAACUUAUUACCAAACUUAUAUUUAUCUUUCUCCUCUCAUUUACCUUCUCUAUUUGAUUUAUAAUGUCAGGUAGCGAUCAAACUAAGAUAGCACGAGUUUUAGCUAAAGAUGCAUCUACGGGAAAACAAAUCGAAAUCAGUUAUGUUAAUAAAAAAAUCACUGGUAAUGGAUCUUUUGGUGUGGUUUAUCAAACUCGUCUUGUGGACACAAAUGAAGAUGCUGCAAUCAAAAAAGUACUUCAAGACAGGAGAUUUAAGAAUCGUGAAUUACAAAUUAUGCGAUUAGUGGAUCAUCCUAAUGUUUGUCGAUUGAAAUCAUACUUUUAUACACAAGUGGAUAAAAAGGAAGAUGAAGUUUAUUUGAACCUGGUGAUGGAAUAUGUACCUGAUACUUUAUAUCGUGCUACUCGUCUUUACACCAAAUCCAAACAAUCAAUGCCCAUGAUAUUAGUCAAGGUUUAUAUGUAUCAAGUCAUUCGUUCUUUAGCUUAUAUUCAUUCUUUGGGUAUUUGUCAUCGUGAUAUCAAACCUCAAAAUAUUUUAUUGGAUCCCAAUUCUUCAAUUUGUAAAAUGUGUGAUUUCGGCAGUGCCAAAAUCCUCACACCAGGUGAACCUAAUGUAUCCUAUAUUUGUUCUCGUUAUUAUCGUGCUCCUGAAUUGAUUUUUGGUGCUACAAACUAUACUUUGAAUAUUGAUGUAUGGUCUACUGGAUGUGUUAUGGCUGAAUUGAUUCUAGGUCAACCUUUCUUCCCUGGUGAUAGUGGCAUAGAUCAAUUGGUAGAAAUCAUCAAGAUUCUCGGUACUCCUUCUAAACAAGAAAUAGCUGCUAUGAAUGCAAGUUAUGUUGAACACAAAUUCCCUCAAAUCAAACCUCAUCCUUUGAAUAAGAUCUUUGUUGGAGCUUGUGAAGAAGCAGUAGAUCUUUUGUCUCGGAUGUUAUUAUAUGAUCCUCAACAACGAAUCACUGCUAUUGAAGCAUUAUGCCAUCCAUUCUUCGAUGAUAUACGAGAUCCAAAUACUCAUUUACCUAAUGGACAACCUCUUCCUCCUGUAUUGAACUUUUCUAGACAUGAAUUGUCUAUUCGACCUGACUUGAUUCGUCGACUGGUACCUCCUCAUUGUGAACAAGAAUUGUUAUCCAGAGAUAUCGAUAUUCAUCAUUUUGACCCUAUCCCUGCCGAUCAACUCAAGAUACCUCCCUCCUAUAUUUGAACGUUGAUGCUCUCCUAGUUUUUUUUUUUUUUUUUAUUUCUUUUGUCCUACUCGUCUCUAUAUAUAAAAUAA
Molecule: messenger RNA, 1301 nt
Organism: Halteromyces radiatus
Lineage: Eukaryota; Fungi; Mucoromycota; Mucoromycetes; Mucorales; Cunninghamellaceae
Product: kinase-like domain-containing protein
Exons: 7
Coding region: 81-1229 (382 amino acids)
Biological process (GO): signal transduction; protein phosphorylation
Cellular component (GO): cytoplasm
Molecular function (GO): protein serine/threonine/tyrosine kinase activity; protein serine/threonine kinase activity; ATP binding
Source: RefSeq, a predicted model, not a curated record